Messenger RNA from Alternaria conjuncta, 369 nucleotides. RefSeq lists its product as uncharacterized. NCBI's taxonomy places the organism in Eukaryota, Fungi, Ascomycota, Dothideomycetes, Pleosporales, Pleosporaceae. Gene Ontology annotation, biological process: nucleosome assembly. Gene Ontology annotation, cellular component: nucleosome. The record is from RefSeq and is a predicted model, not a curated record. Gene Ontology annotation, molecular function: structural constituent of chromatin; DNA binding. Bases 1 to 369 code for a protein of 122 amino acids. The transcript is spliced from 2 exons.
AUGUCCAGCAUACGUAUACGGGCCGCAUAUAUACUAGAGUACGGCCGCGACCACCUUCUGAACGAAUCCAUGCGCCAAAAGAAGAAGAAGAAGAAGAAGAAGAAGAAGAAGAAGAAGAAGAAGAAGAAGAAGAAGAAGAAGAAGAAGAAGAAGAAGAAGAAGAAGAAGAAGAAGAAGAAGAAGAAGAAGAAGAAGAAGAAGCAGAAGAAGAAGAAGAAGAAGAAGAAGAAGAAGAAGAAGAAGAAGAAGAAGAAGAAGAAGAAGAAGAAGAAGCAGAAAUUGAGCGACAAGGCGAAGACCAUUGUUGCGCGAUAUCAUCCCAGAGAUGGGGUUGCAGUUGGCAAGUACGACUGCGGAAAGCACGGCUGA